AUGAUCCAAGAUGAUACGAGGCAGAUGGUGGAGGGAGGAAAGUGGAAGGGAGGCUAUCAGGUGAGAGGUAGCUACUACAAAGGAGAAUGUAGUAAAUGGAAGAAGCGCAGCAAGAAGGAUACUUCAAUAAAGUUUUGGAGAUGUGAGAACAAGAAUGAAUGCAAAGCCCGUAUUCACACUAAAAACGAUGAAGUAACAAAGGAAUUGAAUCACCAUUCUCAUGGUAGUUCAGCAGCAAGCGUCGAAGUAGCUGAGAUUAAAACGAGUCUAAAGCGUCGGGCUGGAGAAAGCCAAGAUCAACCAUCAACAAUUAUAAAUUCUGGAGCGGAAAAUGUUUCUCAAUCCACUCUAGGAGCCCUUCCAAAGUUGGACGCAAUGAAGCAAAUAGUAAGGAGAAAAAGAAACAAAAUGGACCUCGCCCCAACAAACCCUAUUCGUGUUCGUGAAUUAGUGAUCCCCGAAGAGUACAAAAAUUAUGUGAAGAAUAAUGGUGAAAGUGAAAACUUCUUAAUAGCAGACAGUGGUUAUGAAGAUGAAAGAAUCAUGAUUUUCGGAAGACAGAGCUGGACUGCGUUUUUACUAAAUUCCGAGGUUUGGUAUGCUGACGGAACCUUCAAGUUAGCUCCUCCGUUAUUUGCACAAGUUUAUGUAAUUAUGGCAAAAAGACAUGGAGUUCACCCGGUUUUGUAUGCCUUAUUACCAAAUAAAAGGCGUGCAACUUAUGUACGCAUGUUUCAAAUGAUUAGUGACGAAAUUCCUGGAUUAAACCCAAGCAGAAUAUCGUGUGACUUUGAACAAGUAGCUAUAUCAGCAAUGGAAGAAUGUUUUCCAGGAGUAGUGAUACAAGGUUGUUUCUUCCAUUUAGCACAUAACGUACAUAAGCAACUUGAACAAAUUGGGCUUCAAGUUUUAUAUAAUAAUGAUUCUGAAUUUGAUUUAAAAGCAAAAAUGAUCGUAGCCUUGUGUUUUGUGCCUAUUUCUCAUUUGGAUACUUACAUCGAUGCCUUGUCAGAAGACUUGCCGCAAGAGCUUCAAUCACUUAUUAACUGGUUUAAGGAUAAUUACGUUGGACGACCCAUGAGAAGACCCGAACAGAAACCUAAUGACUUGUCAGAGCUCGGGCUCUUAUUGGCUCUUUCAUGGUAA
Molecule: messenger RNA, 1146 nt
Organism: Macrobrachium nipponense
Lineage: Eukaryota; Metazoa; Arthropoda; Malacostraca; Decapoda; Palaemonidae
Exons: 2
Coding region: 1-1146 (381 amino acids)
Source: RefSeq, a predicted model, not a curated record